AAUACGGGAGCACAACGCCUCCCCGUCUCUCCUCCGAUUUGCUUCUCCCACCUUCCCACCCUCUCCCCCUCCCCCUCCCCCUCUCUCUCCGUCGAUCGAACGACCAACCCUAGCCCGGAGCGCCGUCAUGGCGGGCUCGAUCUGGGUCUCCAUGGAGGUCGGCGCCGACGGCGUCGCGCUCGUCACCAUCUGCAACCCGCCCGUCAAUGCGCUGCAUCCCAUCAUCAUCAAGGGCUUGAAGGAGAAGUACGCGGAGGCGAUGGAUCGCGACGACGUCAAGGCAAUCGUGCUCACCGGUGCCGGAGGCAAAUUUUGUGGAGGCUUUGAUAUCAAUGUUUUCACAGAAGUUCACAAGACUGGAAACGUGUCUCUUAUGCCUGAUGUAUCUGUUGAGCUUGUGUCAAAUUUGAUGGAAGGGGGCAAGAAGCCUUCUGUUGCUGCCAUUCAAGGCCUUGCUCUUGGUGGUGGUCUGGAGUUGACCAUGGGUUGCCAUGCUCGGAUAUCUACCCCAGAAGCUCAACUUGGACUACCAGAGUUGACUCUGGGCAUAAUUCCUGGAUUUGGAGGAACCCAGCGUCUGCCGAGGCUUGUAGGUCUUCCCAAAGCAAUAGAAAUGAUGCUGCAAUCAAAGUUCAUUACAGCAAAGGAAGGGAAAGAACGUGGUCUUGUUGAUGCGCUAUGCUCCCCUGAUGAUUUGAUAAAGGUGUCACGCCUUUGGGCUCUGGAGAUCGCCAACUACCGUAAACCUUGGAUAAGAUCUCUUGCCAGAACAGACAGGCUUGGUUCAUUGUCUGAAGCUUGUUCUGUAUUAACUGUCGCAAGACAGCAAGCGCAGAAAGUUGCAGCAAACUUGCCACAGCACCAGGCCUGCCUAGAUGUUAUGGAAGAAGGUGUACGUUUUGGAGGCCAUGCUGGUGUUAUGAAGGAGGCCAAGGUUUUCAAGGAGCUGGUGAUAUCACCGACAUCAAAGGCGCUUGUCCAUGCCUUCUUUGCCCAACGUUUAACCACAAAGGUGCCAGGUGUCACUGAUGUUCAAUUGAAACCUAGGAAAAUAAGAAAAGUUGCCGUUAUUGGUGGUGGUUUGAUGGGCUCUGGAAUAGCAACAGCUCUUCUUGUUAGCAAUACAUCUGUUGUGCUCAAGGAAGUAAAUCCUCAAUUCCUGCAAAGGGGACAGAAAAUGAUAGCAGCUAAUCUUGAGGGUCUAGUCAAGAGGGGCUCAUUGACAAAGGAGAAGAUGAACAAGGCCAUGUCACUUCUCAAGGGUGCGUUGGACUAUUCAGAUUUCAAGGAUGUUGAUAUGGUUAUCGAGGCUGUCAUAGAGAAAGUUCCUUUGAAGCAAUCAAUAUUUUCUGACAUUGAGAAGGUCUGCCCACCGCACUGCAUACUUGCAACAAACACAUCUACCAUUGAUUUGAAUGUUGUGGGCGAGAAGACAAAUUCUCAAGACAGAAUUAUAGGGGCACAUUUUUUCAGCCCUGCUCAUAUAAUGCCUUUGCUUGAAAUUGUCCGGACGGAGAAGACAUCACCACAAGCUAUCCUUGAUCUCAUCACAGUUGGAAAAAUGAUAAAGAAAGUCCCUGUUGUGGUUGGGAACUGCACAGGCUUCGCAGUCAAUCGUACAUUUUUCCCGUACACACAGAGUUCUCAUCUUCUAGUUAGUAUAGGCAUCGAUGUUUUCAGAAUUGAUCGAGUAAUAAGCAGCUUUGGCAUGCCAAUGGGACCUUUUCAACUACAAGAUCUGGCUGGAUAUGGAGUGGCAUUGGCAGUAAGGCAUAUCUAUUCAGCUGCCUUUGGAACAAGGAAUUUCGAUUCCAAUCUGGUGGAUUUGAUGGUAAAGAAUGGACGGCAGGGAAAGAGCAAUGGCAAAGGUUAUUACAUUUAUGAGAAGGGUGGGAAGCCAAAGCCUGACCCAAGUGUUCAGGUUGUAAUUGAAGAGUACAGAAGACACGUGAAGACAAUUCCUGGUGGACAGCCUGUUACUCUAUCCGAUCAGGAAAUACUGGAGAUGAUUUUCUUCCCAGUUGUUAACGAGGCAUGUAGAGUCAUGGAUGAAAAUGUUGUGAUCCGAGCUUCUGAUCUUGAUAUUGCAUCUAUUCUUGGGAUGGGCUUUCCCAAGUUCAGGGGUGGCCUUGUAUUUUGGGCUGAUACUAUUGGAGCACCUUAUAUAUAUUCAAAGCUUAGCAAGUGGGCUGAAAUUUAUGGCGACUUCUUCAAGCCAUCAUCCUAUUUGGAAGAAAGGGCUAAAAGAAACCUAUCAUUGAGCGCACCAAAGGCAACCCAGCAGGCUUCGUCGAGGUCACGCAUGUGAGGCGAUGUUCAGCUGAUGGCAGAAUAAUUGCUUGAUGUGCACCGGCACCCUAGCUGACCCUCACACCUGUGACCUGAAAAAGGAGGUCAGAGCAGUGCCCGCCCUGUAAUAUCUUUUUUGAUAUUUUGGCCUUUCCCGUUUUUCUUAGCUGGGCUGCUAUGUUGAUGGGAUUAAUAAAUGUUGGCUCCGGAUGCCUCAAAACUGUAACUAUAGACGAUAGCCUUUGCUCCAGUAUGACAUUGUAUAUGGUACUGUGAUUCUUUUUAACUGGUAGCGAAAAUAAUAUGUGCAUGCUCUCCGAAUAGCCA
Oryza brachyantha (malo sina) is the source of this 2616-nucleotide messenger RNA. RefSeq names its product peroxisomal fatty acid beta-oxidation multifunctional protein. The record is from RefSeq and is a predicted model, not a curated record. The coding region runs from base 128 to 2308 and encodes 726 amino acids. Gene Ontology annotation, biological process: fatty acid beta-oxidation. Gene Ontology annotation, molecular function: NAD+ binding; (3S)-3-hydroxyacyl-CoA dehydrogenase (NAD+) activity. The transcript is spliced from 18 exons. Gene Ontology annotation, cellular component: peroxisome. NCBI's taxonomy places the organism in Eukaryota, Viridiplantae, Streptophyta, Magnoliopsida, Poales, Poaceae.